AUGUAUGUUCGAUUAGAAUAAAAUAUUCUAAUAAAGCUUAUUUUGUAUUCAGAUGGGAGUGAUCCCGAUAACGCCACAGAUGCUACGUGCAACCGUAAAAGAAUUACAAAAAUGUCAAUUGUUUGUUAAAUUAAAAAAUUUAAAAGAUCAUAUACUGAGACAUUAUCCGGUUGAAACCGAUUUAGAAAUUCUCGAACAAGAAUUACAAGAAAAACUGAAGUAUGCUGUUUGUGUUGGACUGAUCGCUAAAUAUGGAGAUGACCAAUAUUGUAUACCAACUUUACGAGAAGAGGCUAAUGCUGUUAAAACAGCGAUCAGCGCAUUUUGGGAAAUGUACAAAAACAACAAUCAGUUACCUAAUAAGAGAAAGAAAAAAUUAGAUACCAAAAGAUCGCUAUCACAUCAGAAACGACACAAGUAUAUGAAUUCCUCUAAGAACGAUGAAACUGAUAGCAGCGAGGAUUUAGAUUUUUUCUAAUCUAUCUUUUUAGACAUACUUUUAUAUACGUCCCAUAUGAUA
Molecule: messenger RNA, 520 nt
Organism: Mycetomoellerius zeteki
Lineage: Eukaryota; Metazoa; Arthropoda; Insecta; Hymenoptera; Formicidae
Exons: 2
Coding region: 53-478 (141 amino acids)
Source: RefSeq, a predicted model, not a curated record